AUGGCCGCCGCCUCCCCUCACCCAUUCGACCCUCUGACGCCCGAGGAAAUUUCCAGGGCAUCAAAGAUUGUCAAGCCGCACUUUGGCAGCCAAGUGCCCAACUUUCGUGUUGUCACGCUACUCGAGCCCUCCAAAAAGCAGAUGAUUCCGUAUCUGGAGGCGGAACAUGGAGGACAGCCUUUGGGUAAAGCUCCGGAUCGAUGUGCUCGAAUCGAAGUCAUUGUCAAGGGAAGCCGCGGAGAAAACCAGCUGUUUGAGCUCAUUGUGGACCUUGGCAGCGACAGAGUCGUUCACAAGCAACACCAGAACGGCAAGCAUUCUUACAUUGACUCGGAUUACAUGCAGGCGGUUGAAAGGGCAUGCCUCGCGGAUAAGAAUAUCCAAGCAGAGAUUGGCACCCUCAAGUUGCCGCCCGAGGCGACUGUUGUCGUUGAGUCCUGGGCGUAUGCCACGGACGGCCUGAAUGACAUGACUGAACGACUGACCAUGUGCUGGUUUUACAUGCGACUUUUGAACAACCCAGAUGCAAAUUACUACGCCUAUCCUCUCGACCUUUGUGCUGAAGUCUCAGAGACUCUACAAGUCACAAAGACGUACCGCCUGCCAACCAAGCCGAGCGAGAGAGUCAACCAAGGAAAAAAGCCGUACGAUCGCCGCAAAGUGCAUUCCACAGUCACAAGCGAGUAUCAUCCUGAUCUACGCCCAAGCCCAAGGACCACCACUAAGCCGUACCAAGUCGUCCAGCCGGACGGCCCCUCGUUCCAGGUGGAGGGCAACCACCUCGCAUGGGAGAAAUGGAGCUUUCGCAUUGGCUUCAACUACCGCGAGGGCCUGACGUUGCAUGACAUUCGCUAUGACGGCCGCAGCCUCUUCUACCGCCUGUCUCUGAGCGAAAUGUUCGUUCCGUACGGCGAUCCUCGCGAGCCAUUUGCCCGCAAAGCCGCCUUUGACCUUGGCAACGACGGCGCAGGCAUCAAUGCCAACAAUCUCCAGCUUGGGUGCGAUUGCCUCGGCAACAUCAAGUACUUUGACGCUCAUCAUAACAUGCCCUCCGGCGAGCCCCUGAAGCUACCAAAUGUGGUCUGCUGCCACGAGCAGGACGACGGCAUCUUGUGGAAGCACACCAACUUCCGGACCAAGAGCCCCGUCGUGGCGCGCUCGCGCAUCCUGGUGCUGCAGACCAUCAUCACGGUCAGCAACUACGAAUACAUUUUCGCAUGGCACUUUGGGCAGGAUGCGUCCAUCUUGUACGAAAUCCGAGCCACAGGUAUUCUCUCCACUGUUCCCACGGACAUUGACGUCGAGGAAAGGAUUCCCUACGGCACUGUCGUGGCACCAGGUGUCUUGGCCCCCUACCACCAGCAUCUGUUCAGCUUGCGCAUCGAUCCUGCGAUUGACGGCCACAAAAACUCCCUCGUUGUUGAAGAGUCCUCUGCACUUCCCUUCAACGACCCGUCCGUGCACAACCCAUUCGGCAUCGGGUACAUCACUGAGCAAAAGAUUAUCGAGGAAGAAGGCGGUUUCGAUCUCGACUUUACAAAGAACCGCACCUUUAAAUUCGUCAACGAAAACAAAAUCAACCCCAUCACGGGCACCCCCGUCGGAUUCAAGCUUACGCCGUUUUACAGCCAGAAGCUGCUGUCCCACCCGUCGUCGUUCCACGCCAAGCGCUCCGAGUUUGGCGACCACGCCGUCUGGGUCACCCGCCACCAGGAUGGUGACCACUUUCCGGCGGGCAAGUACACCAUGCAGUCGAUGGGCGGUGAUGGUCUGGCGUCCGCCAUCGCCAGGCGUAAGGAAACGGGCACCGCAGAGUCCAUCCGCGACCAAGAUAUUGUCGUCUGGCACACGUUUGGGUCGACGCAUAACCCGCGUAUUGAGGACUGGCCGGUGAUGCCAAGCGAGAAGCUGACGGUUGGACUGAAGCCAGUCAACUUUUUCUCUGGAAACCCCGGUCUAGAUGUUGCUCCGUCGACGCAGGAGGCGAAUAAGAGCGUCUUGUAUACGGGAGACGAAACCGAAGGAGCAUGCUGCACAGUUUAA
Messenger RNA from Akanthomyces muscarius, 2043 nucleotides. RefSeq lists its product as uncharacterized. NCBI's taxonomy places the organism in Eukaryota, Fungi, Ascomycota, Sordariomycetes, Hypocreales, Cordycipitaceae. The record is from RefSeq and is a predicted model, not a curated record. Gene Ontology annotation, biological process: amine metabolic process. The transcript is spliced from 3 exons. Gene Ontology annotation, molecular function: quinone binding; primary methylamine oxidase activity; copper ion binding. The coding region runs from base 1 to 2043 and encodes 680 amino acids.